CGGGAGCAAAAGGACACCAUUUUUUGGGAUUUAGGGUUUAUUGUGCUUCUGACUUGUAGGGGUCUUAGCGUUGGCAAACUAGCUAAAAAUGAAAGCUUUACUCCCUUCUUCUUCGCAGAUUCCUCCAUGGCUAAUCCUCUAUUGCAGACGCCAUUUAUGCAUUUCUUCAACCUCAUCUUCACUAAUUCAACAACCAAAAACUCCUCAUCCUCAACCUCCACCUCCACCUCCACCUGCAGACUCAACAACCAAUUCUCUUGAUACUGACCAUUCUCGUGGCAGACCCAAUUCGGAAGAUGGUAAGUUCACCAAGAAUCAUGUCGUUGAUGUUCUUCUCAGUCACAGAGAUGACCCUGAUUCAGCUUAUAGGCACUUCCAAACUGCUAGACUCCAAAGGGGUUUUCUACAUUCUAAAUCUGACCCUUUCUUUGUUCUGCUUCACAUAUUAGUGAAUUCUGCAAUGCAUCAGCAUAAAGCUCGACGUUUGCUUGAUUAUUACGCUUCUAGUGACUCCGGUCCGUCUGCUACCAUUAUUUUUAAUGGUCUAGUGAAGUGUGGUAAGACUUUUGAUUUUGAGUUAAAUCCUAAGAUUUUCAAUUUCUUGAUAAGUAGUUGUGUGAAAGCUAAUCGAUUGAAUGAUGCUAUUGAUUGUUUCAAUGGGAUGUUGGAACAUGAUAUAAUGUUGUGGAUACCAAUUAUGAACACUCUUUUAAAGAAAUUGGUGAGGCAGGACAUGGUUGGAGUAGCAGGAGAUUUGUAUACUGAUAUAGUGUCGAGAGGAACUCAUUAUGAUUGUCGGACUGUUCAUAUUUUGAUGUCAGCUUGUCUCAGAGAAGGGAAAAUGAAGGAGGCUGUGAAGCUUUUAGAGGAGGCUAAGAUGAGUGGGAUUAAGUUUGAUGCAGGAUUGUAUAGCUGUUGGGUUUAUGUUGCUUGUAAGGAGCAGAAUCUAAAUUUAGCAUUGAAGUUGUUGGAGGAGAUGAAAUGCGGGGGUUGGGUUCCUUCUGAGAGAACAUAUACAAACAUAAUUUCAGCUUGUGUGAAACAAGGGAAUAUGGUCAAGGCAUUGAGGCUCAAGGAUGAAAUGCUUAGUAAUGGCCAUCUGAUGAACUUGGUGGUUGCAACAAGUUUGAUGAAAGGGUAUCAUCUGCAGGGGAACUUAUCAAGUGCUUUGGAUUUGUUUGACAAAUUGGUCGAGUAUGGACUCACUCCGAACAAGGUGACAUAUGCAGUUUUAAUAGAAGGUUGCUGUAAAAAUGGGAAUGUUGAAAAAGCAGCACUAGUUUACAGGCAAAUGAAACUUGCAGGUAUUAAGUCUAAUGCUUAUGUUGAAAAUUUGUUGAUAAAGGGAUUUUUGAGUGUUAACUUGUUAGAUGAAGCAAUGAAUGUGUUUGAUGGGGCAAUAAAUUCAGGGACGGCCAAUGUUUUCGUUUACAAUAGUAUAAUAGCAUGGUCGUGUAAGAAGGGUCAAAUGGAUAAAGCUCAAAACACAUGGGAUAAGAUGGUUGCUAAUGGAAUUUUACCUACUAUAACUUCAUACAACAAUAUUAUUCUCGGAAAUUGCAGAAAUGGGAAUAUGGACAAAGCAUUGGAUUUGUUCUCUCAGUUGCCAGAAAGACAUUUGAACGCUAAUGUUGUAACAUAUAGCAUUUUGAUUGACGGGUAUUUUAGAAAAGGUGACGCUGAUAAAGCUGAGAACAUGUUUGAUCAAAUGGUCUCUUCAGGAAUUUCCCCUACUGACUACACAUUCAAUACUGUAAUCAGUGGUAUGUCUAAGGUUGGCAAAACAUCAGAGGCAAAAGAUUUACUUAAAAAGAUUGUGGAAGGAGGAAACCUGAUUCCAACAUGCAUGUCUUACAAUAGUCUAAUCGAUGGAUUUUUGAAGGAGGGUGAUGUCAGCUCAGCUUUGGCUGUUUAUAGAGAGAUGUGCAAUAGUGGUAUUUCCCCAGAUGUUGUCACUUACACAACUUUGAUUGAUGGAUUAUGCAAAAGCAAUAACAUUAAUCUAGCUCUAAAACUGCUAAAGGAGAUGAGAAAUAAAGAAAUUAAGUUAGAUGUCAUUGCAUAUGCUGUUCUUAUAGAUGGGUUUUGCAAAAGAAGAGACAUGAAAAGUGCUUCUGAACUUUUUGAUGAAAUCCUUCAAGUUGGUAUCACUCCUAACCUAUUUGUUUAUAAUAGCAUGAUGAGUGGGUUUAGAAAUGUAAAUAAUAUGGAAGCAGCACUAGUCUUGCGUGAUAAGAUGAUCAAUGAAGGUGUUCCAUGUGAUCUGGAAACAUACACCACAUUGAUUGAUGGGCUUUUGAAGGAUGGAAAAAUAGAUCUGGCGUCUGAUUUGUUUACUGAGAUGCUUGGAAAGGGUAUAAUGCCUGAUGACAUCACAUAUACUGUUCUUGUACAUGGUCUUUCCAAUAAAGGUCAGGUUGAGAAUGCACACAAGGUCUUAGAGGAGAUGUGUAAAAAGAGUAUGACUCCUAGUGUUCUGAUUUAUAAUACACUAAUUGCUGGAUACUUCAAGGAGGGAAAUUUGCAAGAGGCAUUUAGGUUGCAUGAUGAGAUGCUUGACAAAGGUCUUAAGCCUGAUGAUGCGACCUAUGAUAUUCUUAUAAGUGGAAAGUUGAAAGAUAAUAGUUUGGGUCGUGGUAGUUCAAUGCCACAAUGAACCGGAUACCCUCUAGCAAUUUGUUGACGAGAUACAUUGGCUGUCACUGCUGUCUGCAAGGCAAGGGUGAACUUGGUAACUAGUUGUUGCAGUGAAUUAAGUUAGAUGCCAAUGAGAUUUGGCUUCACUAUGACCAUUCAUUUCUAUGUCUCUUAGGUCGACAACUUUAAUGCUUGGGGUCCAAUGAAGUGCUUUCUCUUCGUCAUCUCGAGUCCCUUGAAGGUAUCUGAAGAGUCUCAAAGAGGCAGCGUUACCUGAUUUCACUUCGUCUGUGAAGGCUACACGGGAAAACUAAACAAGUACUACACUGAAACAUUUACUUGGAUCUCUUGAAAUUUUGAAAAGCAGGCUGUAGAGACUUCCACUGAAUUUUGCGCUUUCAAAGCAAAUUUGGUAAUUGGUCCAGGGAUGCAUCACAUUUCUUCUUCUCAUGUAAUCUCAACUGAACUUGUGAACAUCACUGCUCUUGACACUCAACUGUAUUCUCUCCUGAAGUGGAGGUAGAAGUGGUGAACUAUUUAUGAGAAGAUAUGCAAGUGAUAGUCUGUAAAUGUCCAUAGGCGAAUGAGUUGUGUGUGCAAAACAUGUAAAUUGAGGUUUAAACCAUUAGUAUAGGAUUCUGUGAACAAUUAGACUUUGUUUUGGACCUGAAAUGUCCCUCUCCAAU
Solanum stenotomum is the source of this 3323-nucleotide messenger RNA. Its product is annotated as pentatricopeptide repeat-containing protein At3g54980, mitochondrial. The record is from RefSeq and is a predicted model, not a curated record. Gene Ontology annotation, molecular function: protein binding. The transcript is spliced from 2 exons. Bases 89 to 2656 code for a protein of 855 amino acids. NCBI's taxonomy places the organism in Eukaryota, Viridiplantae, Streptophyta, Magnoliopsida, Solanales, Solanaceae.